Hermetia illucens (black soldier fly) is the source of this 2072-nucleotide messenger RNA. RefSeq names its product fibroin heavy chain-like. The record is from RefSeq and is a predicted model, not a curated record. The coding region runs from base 123 to 1964 and encodes 613 amino acids. NCBI's taxonomy places the organism in Eukaryota, Metazoa, Arthropoda, Insecta, Diptera, Stratiomyidae. Gene Ontology annotation, molecular function: transferase activity. The transcript has 2 exons.
UUUAAAACGAGUAUAAAAGCGAUUGACUGAUCAAACUCAGCAUCCAGUCAAAGGUUUGGAAUCCAUUCGGUUCUUAUCCUUUUUCAGUUGUCCCUGGGAUAGAGUUUAAUAUUUUAGGAAAAAUGAAAAUUUUCUUGUGCCUCUCUGCACUUCUCCUGGUAGCUGCUGCCGCCAGCGAAAAGAAGGGUGUACCACUUGAGAAGAAACUCGACAAACGUGGUCUCCUUGGUCUUGGCUACGGCUAUGGUAUCAAUGGCUUGAACGCUGGAUACCUUGGCGCUGGACACCUUGGUGGUGCCUGGAAUGGAGUUACCAGCUAUUCAAGCGGUCUCGGUUUGGGACACGGAGUCGUCGGAACCGGCGUCGUUGGUAGCGGUCUUGGCUACAGCGGUCUCGGAGGAUGGAAAGGAGUAGCUCUUGGCUAUGGAAGUGGUCUUGGCUACGGAGCUGGAUGGAGAUCCGGUCUUGGCUAUGGAGCUUACGGAUCUGGUGCCCUUUUGGGAUCCGGAGCUGUUUUGGGAUCUGGAGCUGCUUUGGCAUCUGGAGCCGUUUUGGGAUCCGGAGCUGUUUUGGGAUCUGGUCUUGGAUACAGCAGUGCUGCCCUCGGUGGUGCCGCUCUUAGUGGUGCUGCUCUCAGUGGUGCCGCUCUUGGUGGAGCCGCUGUUGUUGGAGCCGGAGCUGUCGGAGGUGCCGUCCUUGGAGGACACACUGACAUCACCCGCACCGUUACCGUCGUCAAGGGAGUCCCACAACCCUACACCGUCGAUAGCCCAGUCCCAGUCGCCGUCAACCGCCCAGUCCCAGUUCCAGUCUCAGUUCCAGUUCCACAACCCUACACUGUUGACCGUCCAGUUCCAGUCCCAAUCAGGGAAGUCCAACAAGUUCCAGUCUCAGUCCCACAACCCUACACUGUUGAACGUAAAGUCCCAUACCCAGUUCAUGUUCCAGUAGACCGCCCAUACCCAGUCCAUGUUCCAGUUCCACAACCCUACGAAGUCACCCGCACCGUUCAAGUUCCAGUCAAGGUUCCCGUCCCACAACCCUACACUGUUGACCGUCCAGUCCCAGUCCAAGUUCCAGUUCAAGUUCCAGUCCCACAACCCUACACUGUAGAACGCAAGGUUCCAUACCCAGUCCAUGUUCCAGUUGACCGUCCAGUACCCGUCAGCGUACCACAACCCUACCACGUUCCAGUCGAUCGUCCAGUCCCAGUCCAAGUUGACCGUCCAGUCCCAUACCAAGUCAACGUACCAGUCGAUCGCCCAGUCCCAGUUCCAGUUGAACGUCCAGUCCCAGUCCAAGUUAAUGUUCCAGUUCCACAACCCAUCACCGUAGACCGCCCAGUCCCAGUUGCCGUCAACCGCCCAUACCCAGUUCCAGUCAACGUUGACCGUCCAGUCCCAGUUCCAGUUGAAAACCGCGUCCCAGUUCCAGUUGACAACCCAGUACCAGUUCCAUACCGUGUACCAGUCCCAGUUGCCUCAGUUGCUCCAGCUCUCGCUCUCGGAACUGCUGCCCCAGCCCUCGCUAUCGGAACUGCUGCCCCAGCUCUCGCUGGUGGUGCCAUCGGUCUUGGUGCCGGCUAUGGUGUCGGUCUUGGUGCCGGUCUUGGAUACAGCUCACUCGCUCUAGGAACCGCUGCCCCAGCUCUUGCUCUCGGAACUGCUGCCCCAGCUCUCGCUGUCGGAACUGCUGCCCCAGCUCUCGCUGGUAGUGCCCUCGGUCUUGGUGCCAGUUAUGGUGCCGGUCUUGGAUACAGCUCACUCGCUGUAGGAACCGCUGCCCCAGCUCUCGCCCUUGGUGCUAAAUCCAUCGCUUUGGGAACCGCUGCUCCAGCUCUCGCUGUCGGAACUGUUGCUCCAGCUCUCGCUUCCUCAUCCCUCGGUCUUGGCUAUGGCUAUGGACUCAAGUCCGCCUCCUGGGGACAUGGCAUUGCUUCCCACAGCCUCAUUAAGAAGCAUUAAGAACCACUUCCUACCUAAGGACUUGGCAAAUAGUACAAUAAGUAAACAAAAAGAAUGAGAUGAAAGUCGAAAUUGUUUAAAACGAAAGUCAUAAGAAAUAAUAAAAAA